CUUGCUGGGCUGCUGGCAUCCGGCACUGCCUGCACCAACAUUUACCAAGGCUUCUCGGAAUGCGUCCUCAAGCUGGGGGAAAACAUGGCUACGUAUGAGGAGGCAGAUGGCAUCGAGCUGCAGGGGCUGCAUCGAGUCUGUGGGUACUGGGAUGAAUUUCACGCGUGUGCCCUGACAGCGCUCUGGGAGUGCCAGAAGGAAGCAGCAGCCAUCUGGGAGAUGCUGAGAAGGGAGUCUCGGAAAAUCAAAUUUCAAGGCAGCUUGUUUGACCUCUGCAGCCCCAGCACAGCCCAAAGCUUUGCUUGGACCCGUGUUCCAAAUGUUUCCAUCCUUGGCAUCCCCCUCAUGGUUACUUGGCUGAACUUAUAA
Molecule: messenger RNA, 369 nt
Organism: Nestor notabilis (Kea)
Lineage: Eukaryota; Metazoa; Chordata; Aves; Psittaciformes; Psittacidae
Gene: NRN1
Product: neuritin 1
Exons: 2
Biological process (GO): nervous system development; neuron projection extension
Cellular component (GO): plasma membrane
Source: RefSeq, a predicted model, not a curated record